AUGGACUUUAAGAUAGCGACUUGGAAUAUAAUAUUUCUUUUUAGAACUGGAAUAUGUCAAAACCUAGUAGAAGUAUUGAACGUAUAUAAAAUCAAAGUAGCAGGUAUUCAAGAAGUAAGGUGGGCUGGAAAAGGACAGCUAAAAGAAAGAAGGUAUAUUAUAUACUUCUCAGGAAUGGAAGAGAGAUACCAGAAUGGGUGUGGAUUUGUCGUACAUGAAACCAUAGAACCGUACAUAAAGGAAUUCAACCCUAUAUUAGAGAGAUUAGCGGUACUAAAAAUUGACACUGCACCUAUAAAUAUUGUCUUGAUAUGCACAUAUGCACCAACGGAAUCAGCUGACGAGGAUACAAAGGACAUCUUCUAUGAGGACCUGAUCCAAGCAUAUGACAAUUUGCCAGGGAAUGCAAUUAAGAUAUUGGGCGUCUUUAACGCUAAAUAUGGAAGAGAAACUCAGUUUUCCCAUACAUUAGGGAAAGAAAGUCUUCAUGAUACAAGCAAUGGAAAUGGGCUUAGGCUAAUAUAA
This is a messenger RNA of Sipha flava (yellow sugarcane aphid), 525 nucleotides long. Its product is annotated as craniofacial development protein 2-like. The coding region runs from base 1 to 525 and encodes 174 amino acids. The record is from RefSeq and is a predicted model, not a curated record. The transcript has a single exon. NCBI's taxonomy places the organism in Eukaryota, Metazoa, Arthropoda, Insecta, Hemiptera, Aphididae.